CGUGACGACAACGACAAAAUUCCUCCGAUAUACAAAGAGGGCGCUGUUAUUCAAGAUGGAGGUAUUUGUCAAAUGUCAGACUAUGUUGACUAAUCGAUAAAGAAAGUGCAUCAUUUAAUUCUUCUCUGUAUUGAAAGUUGACGAGUAACUGAGAGGAUGGCUUUUGGUGGUAGCUUAUAUGGGAGCUUCACCUCAAAUUGCCUUGAUGAUGUCCCAUUUAAGCUUGGUCCUAAGUUCAAGCCACCAACUAAGGUAGCGUUGCCAUCAGAUUUUAAUAUAUCUUCACAGUCCAGUGCUUUGAAGGAAGAGUAUACAUUUGAAGUAGAGGAAGCUGUGUUAAAAUGGUCAGCAGAGAGAGAGAAACAGUUGGCAGAACAGCGUCGACUAGAACAAGAAAUAGCCCAGUCAGCUAGACAAGCUUCUAGCAGUGAUGAUGAUUCUGAUCAGACUGACAAGGUGCAUGCCAAUGAAGGUCUCUAUAGCAACAAACAAUCUGGUACUGAACCUUUAUAUGAAAACCCAGGUAUUUUGUUACCACAGCCUGCACCACGGCCAAAAGUCAGACCGAAACCUAAAGAUGAAUAUGUUAAUGUUUUAGUUCCAAAUCCACUGAUUGCAAACAUCUCAAAUGAUAUUUUAAAACCUACACUUAGUAGUAGUCCUAGUGAAAAUAAUUCAGAUCUAAAACCAGCAACAAAUAACAUAGAUUUAACCUGGUUUGAGAAAGAGGAUGAUCCGUUUGAUAAUUUAGAACUACAAACUAUCAAUGACAUGGAGGAGUUAGCAAGCGUUCUUAAAGAAACAACAAAAGUUUCACCUGAACCAGUUGAAGUUGUCGAAGUUGAUGGUGAUGUAACCGGCAAUGGUAUAGAUAACCAUGAUGUUGAAGAAGGUUUAAACAAUUAUGAAAAUGUGGAAUUAAAACUGGUUGAUUUAAAAGUUGCGAACAAUGAAGUUGUUUAUGAUAACAUUAAUGGGGCUGGGUUUUCAAUGACAAAUUUACCCCCUGUUCCCCCAAGGCGGGACCUUGUGGGGCGAUCUCCACCUCUACCCCCAAUUAGUCACAUUCGUAGCGACCCAACAGUUUCUGAAAGUGUUUACCAGAAUAUGAAUCAGAAAAAUGGAGAGAGUCAAAACUUUGAUAGUGAAAAUUCUGAUACCUCAUCAUUCCAAAGUGAGGAAAGUGUAACAAAAGUCAUAUCAAAACGUAGAGUAGCCCUACCAAAGCCUCCGCGAACAUUCACGUACAGUAGACAUAAUCUGGAUGAUAGUGAGACUGACUCUAAUGUGGAACCAAACUAUGAGAACACUGAGAUAACUCAACCUAGUGUGUCUAUUGAUAGUGCUGGAGCAAGUAUGAAUGUGCAAUUUACAAACAGUCCUCAAUCACAAGACUUGCAGUGCAAGCCAAAUUCAAGUGAAGGUCUGAACUUUGUUAACCAUCAUUUUGGAGUGAAAGAGACUAAUGGAUGUUUCAGUGGAGAGACAGCCCCUCUACCUGCUCCUAGAAAACCUCCUCCACCUCCAAGACCAACAUCACAGCCAUGGAACCGAUACAGUCCAUUACCACCAACCCCUAGAUCAACGUCAGAUCAACCUAACAGUGUAUCCAUGCCAACUAGAACUAGUCCAGAUACCUAUAGCAAUUUAUCCACUGAGGCUCAGGCUUGCAUUGAUAAACUUGCUGCAAUGGGCUUUGAAAGAGAUAGACUUGCCAGAGCUAUAGAGAAAAUAGGGCAUGAUGAAAAAGAAGUGGUGGAAUAUUUAUGCCUGGUUGAUCAGCUUAUAGAAAAAGGAUACGACACGUUACUGGCAGAAAAUGCACUACUUUUGUUCAAAAACAGUAUGAAACAGGCAUCUGAUUACCUGGAAGUUUUCACACAGAUGUUGGAGCUUGGCUUUAAUGACGACAAGAUCAAAGAAGCAUUAGUAAACACAAACAACGAUAGAGAAAAGGCCCUUGAUAUUCUGACAGCAAGUUCCUAGAAAACUAACGUGUUUGAGUUAAAACAGUGUGUUUAUUUUAAAUUGUGUUCAAAUUACUACUCAUUGAAAUGCUUUCCACAAAAAUCAAAUUCAUGGAUAAUUGAAAUUUUAGUGUUUCAAGGUAUAUUGUUGAAUUAGAAAAUGUUGCAUGGAAGAAUUGAAAUUACUUUUUUUUCUUCUUUUUCUUAGGACUGAUGUAUUUAAAAUUUUAUGGCAUAUGCAAUAUCAAAGUUUGAAGGUCUUUUUUGGUGAAUUACAAUAUAAUGUACUAGUCUUGGUCGCCAUGGAUUUGUUCAUUACAGUUAUAUCUUAUUUUUAAGUUUUUUAUUCUUUAAAGAAAAUAGGAAAACUAAUUAUUAAAUUAAGCCAAAUUUUUAAUGAUAAUAUAUGUUGAACAAAUUUCUUUGUUUGAAUUUUAUGUUGAAACAUUGGUGAGAUUUCUAAAUAUUUAUUAAUCAGUCUGAUUUCUUUAAUCAUUAGCCUACUUGUGGCUUAUGACCAGUGCAGAACCAGCCAGGUGUCACAUCUGUUUCAUUUAAUCAGUGUCUGUACAGUUCGCUUUCUGAGUCAGUGCAUAUUUAGAAGAAAGAAAAAAAUCAAUAAAAAAAUUAUGAAUGGCUUUGUCCAGACUAUAAAAUUUACAAGUCCAUUUGAUUUUUUUGGAGUGGUUAAUGGUUAAAAAAUAAUGAUGAUAUUAGUGAACUAUAUCCAGUCCAAAGGGAUAUGUCUUAUUCUAAGUGCGGUUCAAUAUAAGAGACAUUGUUAUCUUUCUUAAAGGAACUCCACUGAGGUCCAAAAGUCUAAAACCAUAAAACUAUUAGAAUUUUGUACAUGGAUCAGCUUGGGCAUUAAACAACAGAAAGAUGUACAAAAGAUAAUUAAGAAAUACUAAAAAAUAAUUGAAAAUUAUAUUUUUGCGCUAUUCUUAGUCCGAUUUGCAAUGCUUUUCAAUCUUUGGUCAUUUUUCAUGACAAGAAUAAUUAUUCCUGUAAAAUAAGUUGAGCAAAUGAUCUGAAGUUUACCACAAAAUUAUUGGUCUAGACUUACAUCAGAUGGUACAUUUAUCUCGAAAAAAUAUUUCCAGUCUCAUUAUGUCAAAAAACCUUAGUGGAGUCCCUUUAAUUCAACAUCUGAUGUCAUAAUUGUUUGUUAUAUAAUGGACAUGUUUAAUUUUUUUUCUUAAAGUAUUGGUUUUUAUGUAAAAAAAAAAAAUUACUGUGAUUUCCAUAAAAGUCUCAUAAUUAUAAUAGUAAAAGGAGAUACAUGUAAUUCUCUUCCAUCUAAUAUCAAAUAUCCAAUAUGUACUAGAUAUCUUUUUGUUUCUAUACCUUAUAGUUUUUAAAUUAUUUUUUUACAAAAUACAUACAUUACAGUAUUUUUGUUAUACUAAACCUCAAUGAGUUUGUAUUAAUUCAGCUAACAGUCUUACUUGACAUAUCAAGUAUUUAUUUGAAAGUAGCAAGUCGACAUUUCUCUGCUUCUCGUCAUUCCACCACUAAUGUUAUCUUUGUCAAGAAUGAUGCAUGAUAAUUAUGCAAAAUUUUCAUUUUCAUUAAUCGAUGCAGUAGCAUAUGAUAACUGUUUCUGAAUUUUUUUAAAUAACCGAAUUGAUUAUUAUUUGUUGUUUUGUUUUUUUAUUAUAACUUGUUGUUUUUAUGACAGUAUCCUGUACCUAAUCAGUGUAUAAUCUUUUAAGAGUUUUGUUUCUACAAAAGAGUUAAAUUAUAUUAAUAUUAAUUGUUCACAUUUUAAAAAUCUAAUUUGUUUGUUGUAUUAUUACAUAAUGUACUAUAAAUGCUAAUGGAGUCCAAGUCCCCAGUGAAACCCAGGCUUUUUCUACUGUAACUAACAUUUCAAAUUGAUAAUACAGGGGCACCUGGAGUCUUCCUCCACCAAUAAAAGCUGGGAAAAAAACGACGAAAAAAUCUUGGCAAGACACUCUAGGAUGACCCGACUUGAGUGUACGGUCGCCCAUAUGGGCUUUCCGGCGGCGACCUUAAAUAAACGCAUUAAAAAAAGAAAAGCAACAGCAUUCUAGACGACUUAACUAAAGAAAUGAUUCUCUAACACAGUUGUCAGAUUUUGAAAUUAUCGUUAAUUUAAGAAAUAGUGCAUUGAUACAUAACACUGCACAUCCAUGCUGUUUUAGCCAAUUUGGUGGCAUAAAUAUAACAUUUUAAUAUAAAAAAAAAGUUUUUGACAUAUUUAACAGUAUUUAAGAUAUUUUAUUAUUAUCUGUCAAAGGGCUAAUGUAUUUUAGUACACUGAUAUUUGAUAUGAUAAUUGUUAAAGAUGAUUCUAUAUCUCUCAAUGGAUUAUUGUAUUAUAACUGUGUUAUGUUGAUGAUUUUUUCAUUACCUUACUUCAAGACAAUGGAAUGUAAUCGUUCUUUUUGUUCAUAUUAAUUUCUUGUUAAUGUGAAUCUUUAAUUUCGAAGUAAGACAUGUUAAUGAAUUGUGUUAAUAAUCUUUGGGUACAAGUAAAUAUAGACAAGUAUUGUGAGAUUGUAAGAAAUUAUAGAAUAUUUGUCAUCUCUGACAGACAAGACUUUGUGAACUUCUACAUAUUUCUCCGAAUUGUUCACAGUUUACUAUGAACUUCUCUAGAUAUUUCUCCGAAUUGUUCACAGUUUACUAUGAACUUCUAGAUAUUUCUCCGUAUUGUUCACAGUUUACUAUUAAGGGGACUUCAGUGAGUUUUUGUUUUUAACAUUACAGGACUAGAAAUAAUUUUUCACUAUUUAUGUUCCAUUGCAUGAAGGUCAAGACCAAUAACUUGUAUGCAAAAUUUCAGAUCAUUCCCUCACUCUGUUUUUGAAAAUGACCCUUUGCAACAAUUUUCACUCAAAUCUGGUGAAGAAUAGAAAAAAAAAUGAUAUGUUUUUCUAUUAAUUUCUAAGUAAAUUUCUCAAUUACUUUUUGCCUAUCUUUCUAUUUUAAGUGUACCAGCUGAUGUAGGUAAGAAAUUCAAAUGUUAGGCUUUUGGACCUCAGUGGAGUUCCUUUAAAAACCUGCUUUGAGUUUUAUUACACUGUAUGAAAACAGAUCAAACAGUGAAGUUGUGUAAUUAAUUACUGGUGCUUAUAGUGUAAAUGUUAAUACCUUUGUUUAUUUGUAUAAUAGUAUUUUUUUGUGUACAAAUUACUUUGUCUUUCAGUUUACUGUUUGUGAUUAUAUACACAUAAUGAUCUUUCUUUCUUUUCAAAGACUGCUGUUAUUUUUCGGUCAACAGACCUGCAAAUUUGUGCACAAUAAGCCUUUUCUCUGUUGGUAACAUCGGGUAGAAAAAUAUUGAUAAAAGAACAAUGUAAUAAAUUUUGUUAUAUUGUGCAUAAAACAUGCAGCGUCUUUUGCAAUGUAAUUAUUUAUAGAUUUCUAAAACUGUUUUUAUGAAUUCAGUUCAGGGUUUCUAAGCAAGUCAUGUACACAAGGUUAGCUGGGAAAUUGUUAGAGACAAUUUUGUUCAUAAAUAACUUACCUUCUUUUGUA
Ruditapes philippinarum (Manila clam) is the source of this 5474-nucleotide messenger RNA. Its product is annotated as ubiquitin-associated protein 1-like. Gene Ontology annotation, cellular component: ESCRT I complex. Lineage: Eukaryota; Metazoa; Mollusca; Bivalvia; Venerida; Veneridae. Bases 157 to 1986 code for a protein of 609 amino acids. The transcript has 8 exons. Gene Ontology annotation, molecular function: ubiquitin binding. Gene Ontology annotation, biological process: ubiquitin-dependent protein catabolic process via the multivesicular body sorting pathway. The record is from RefSeq and is a predicted model, not a curated record.